Manis javanica (Malayan pangolin) is the source of this 1874-nucleotide messenger RNA. It is a transcript of the gene FAM151A, whose product is annotated as family with sequence similarity 151 member A. The record is from RefSeq and is a predicted model, not a curated record. NCBI's taxonomy places the organism in Eukaryota, Metazoa, Chordata, Mammalia, Pholidota, Manidae.
GGGUAUUGCCCGGUGCUCCUGCCUCCCACCUGGUCCCAGCUGCAGGGAGCCUCAGGGGGCUCUAGGCUGCAGGAGUUGGAAGGUGUUUGCCAGCGACGGUCAUCAUGGCUUGCAGGAAGGGGUGCUCAGACAGUUCGAUCAAGUGGGCGCUUGCCGGCACUGCCAUUGCGGCUCUGGUGUUGACUGUUGGGAUAGUCCUGUCCUUAAAGCUGCAGCAGCCAGGCCUCAUUCCAGGCUACAAGGGGAACCCAGCCUGCCACCCCAGUGCGGAUAUGCUGGACUACCUGAUGAGCCUCGGCCAGAUCAGCCACCGGGAUGGCUUGAUGGUCACCUGGUACCAUGGUGCCAACAGCCAGGAGGAGAUGGGAGCUGCCCUGAGCAGCAACGCCAUGUUCCUGGAGGCGGACAUCACGAUAGAAGGGCUCAACACGGCCAAUGAGACAGGGGUCCCUGUCAUGGCGCACCCGCCGGCCAUCUACAGCGACAACACCCUGCAGCAAUGGCUGGAGGCCGUACUGAGCUCUUCCCAGAAGGGCAUCAAACUGGACUUCAAGAGCAUCAAGGCUGUGGGCCCCUCUCUGAACCUCCUGCAGCAGCUGACAGAUGAUGGGAGAGUCCAGAGGCCUGUGUGGAUAAAUGCUGACAUACUCCAGGGUCCCAAUGUGCCCAUCUCAAUUGAAAUCAAUGCCACACAGUUCCUGGCCUUGGUCCAGGAGAAGUAUCCUGAGGCCACCCUGUCUCUAGGCUGGACCACCUUCUACUUGCCCCCAUUCCUGAACAGAACAUACACCCGAGACAUGGUGGAGAAGAUGCAAGAGCUGGCGGGACCGCUGCAGCAGAAGGUUAACUUCCCUCUGCGGGCUGUCAUGGUGCGGGCUGCCUGGCCCCAUUUCAGCUGGCUGCUGGGCCAAUCUGAAAGGUACAGCCUGACACUGUGGCAGAGCGUCACGGACCAAGUAUCAGUGGAUGAUCUUCUCUAUAUCCGGGACAACUGCGCCAUCCACAGAGUCUACUAUGACCUUUUUGAGCCUGUCCUGUCGCAGUUCAAGCAGCUCACCGGGAAUGCCACACGGAAGCAAAUUUACUACACGGGGGGCAGCCUGAUCCCUCUUGUCCAGCAACCUGGGGGUGAUGGUCUGAGUGUGGAGUGGCUGAUUCCUGACAUUCAGGACAACAGAGGGACAGGAACACAACUCCCAGACAGAGAUGGCAUGAUACUGCUGAACAUUGGCCUCCAAGAGCCUGCAGCUGGGGACCCCGUGCCCAUUAUACGUGUCCCAGGUGGCCCUGCCCUGACACUGGAGAUGUUCCUGCAGCAGCUUGCCACACGCCCUGGACGCUGGGGCAUACAUGUGCACAUAGAAGAGCCCGCAGCCCUGCGGCCAUCCCUGGCCAUGCUGGCCCACCUCUCUACCCUUGGCUAUCUUCCUCGGCCUGUGUGGCUCGGGGCCACAAUCUCUCAUGGGAGUUUUACAGUCUCUGGACAUGUGGCUGGCAGGGAGUUACUUACAACUGUGGCUGAGGUUUUCCCCCAUGUGACCGUGGCACCAGGCUGGCCUGAAGAAGUGCUGGGCAGUGGCUACAGGGAACAGCUGCUCACAGAUAUGCUGGAGCUGUGCCAGGGCCUCUGGCAACCUGUGUCGUUCCAGCUUCAGGCUGGGCCACUGGGCCAGAGCGCAGCUGGAGCCGUGGCCAGGCUGCUGGCAGCCUCUCCCCGAGCCACUGUCACAGUGGAGCACAACCCUGCUGGGGGCAGCUACGCAUCCAUGCAGGCAGUGCUGCUGGCAGCCAGGGCGGUGGACAGAACCCGAGUCUACUACAGGCUGCCCCAGAAUUACCGUGCAGCUUUGCUGGCGGAUGUUGGCAGAAACUGA